AAAAUCAGUAAUAAUAUUUCUAGUAUUACCGUUCACACGCUUAUUGAUACAUGCACAAUUUUUGUCUCUAAUUUUAUAUUCAACGGACAUUUAAAGCGUAAAUAUGUUGCUGUCCAAGCAGGAAUUAGCAAAUACAUUAGUAAUUGUCACCAAUUCUAACGCUGCUGGACAGUGUAAAAGAGAACAUAAUAUACCUAAUGCGAUCUUUUAUAAAGGUCGUAAAUUAUUUGUUAAUAACGAUUUGCAACCUCCAUAUACAAGAUUCCAUCCAUCUUGGAUACUUUGAAAUACCAGAAAGAUGGGUGCUCGUCGUUCUGGAUCAAGUUGGAUUCGCAGCAAUACUGGUAUUCUCAAAGAACGAGCAAACAUGUCUUUCAUGCUUGUAGUUAUGUUCUUUGCUGUAUUUGGACUAAUUGUCCUCACAGAGAUCUUUUUAAUUGACGAUAAGCAUAGCGGUGGUAUCAGUAGUGGACUUAAUGGGCAUCGUUUUGGUCCUAAAUUAUCCUCUGCUCCAGACCGACCAGAUUAUGAAGAAAUCGGCCUAGUCGACUACACAAGUUUAAAAGGUGGUCUUGAAGAGCGUUUGAGUAUGUUGGUCCGAGGAGCUGAGUUGAAGGGAGCUCUCGCAGCUGCUAUGCCUAUCGAUCCUAGAAGUCUUUCGAGUAUCCCUAUAAAUCUGGAAGCUCGACUACCUCAAUUAGACAAGAGCUUACGAAUUACGCAUGCAGAAUGGUUACCAGUUACAAAUACCAGAUUCAAAUUUUUCGUAUAUUCCGCUUAUUAUGAUGAAAGAGUUGGGGGUGGAAUCAUUAGAAAUCAUGGAUCGAAUUCUGGUGUUAUACGUGUUAUUGGAGCUACGAAAACAAGAGGUCCCGAAAAAGUCUGGUGCAGAUUAUGGUAUCUACACAACUCCAACAAUAUAACAACUUCUAUAACUGUUGCAGCUAAAGUCAAGGUUAUUCGAGAAAAUUGGAAUUUGAAAUACAGCGCGUGCUUUGUGAUCUGUCCAUUGCCAAAGGAAUCACAUUCAUUAUCAACAGAGCAAAUACCAGAAGCUGUUAGUAUCGUGGCUAGGUUAAGAGCAUCACCAACUAAUAGAAUAGUUGUACAGAAUCGACCUGUCGACAGACCGAAGCAUCGACAAUCCCUUGCAGUCUGCAUUAAACCAUUGCACUAUGAUUACAAUAGGGUUCUUCAAUUAGUAGAAUUUAUUGAGCUUCACAAGAUCUUAGGUGCAAGCCAUGUGACUUUAUACAACGACUCUCUUGGUAGCGAUGCAGGCUGUGCUCUCAAUUAUUAUGAAGGCAAAGGUCUAGUGACACUCCUGCCUUGGCAUCACUUGGACAUGAUUUCUCAGCGUGAAAUACGUACCGAAGGGCUUUUUGCUGCUCUCAAUGACUGCCUUUAUCGAUCCAUGUAUACCUACGAGUACCUUGCUCUACUUGAUCUUGAUGAAUUCAUCAUACCUCGUCAUGAGGAUACUAUACUUGAUCUUAUAAGAUUGAUCAGUCGACGUUCAAGUAGUAAAACGGCAAGCGCCUAUUCCUUCCAGAAUGCCUUUUUCUACCUCCAAUGGCCAGAUGAUCCCUAUGUAACAACUCGUCGAAAUAUCGAAGCUAGUCUCGUUACUCUCCGCAAAACUCGACGUCGAUCAAAACUUCAUCCUCACAAACAACGGAGUAAAUAUGUAUGUCGUCCACGCGACAUUAUAGAAACCGGUAAUCAUUUUGUUUGGGAAUUCAUACCAGGUCACGGAGCCGUAAAUGUCCCCGCAGAUGAGGCAAUUUUACAUCACUAUAGAGUUUGCGAAUUUGGAGGUGACGACUGCAUCAAGACCGCUUCAGUAAUUGAUCGUACAGCAUAUAAGUAUCUUGAUAAAUUAGCAGAACAAGUUGAAAUUACCUGGCAACAACUAAUUAAAAUGUGUCCCAACAUACCAAAUUUGAAACCUGUGACUUUUGAAGUUUCCAAAGCUGCGCAUAAUGAAUUAAAUAUUAGAAAAAGUGCGAGGUAGCAGGAAAUACAAUUAAUCCCAAGAGAUAUUCGUUUCUUUCUGCAUCAUCGGCGAGUCCAAUCUCGUUCAAACGUGCUUUUACAAUAGUACGUAAAAAGAAGUUACAUGACUCAAACCUUUCCAACGAGUACUUUUUGUUUUUUUUUAUAAUCGAAUUAUUGCCUUUUAAUACUUGU
Messenger RNA from Ceratosolen solmsi marchali, 2190 nucleotides. RefSeq lists its product as uncharacterized. Gene Ontology annotation, molecular function: glycosyltransferase activity. The record is from RefSeq and is a predicted model, not a curated record. The transcript is spliced from 8 exons. Bases 299 to 2014 code for a protein of 571 amino acids. Gene Ontology annotation, cellular component: cytoplasm. Lineage: Eukaryota; Metazoa; Arthropoda; Insecta; Hymenoptera; Agaonidae.